Symbiodinium sp. CCMP2592 is the source of this 11220-nucleotide messenger RNA. Lineage: Eukaryota; Dinophyceae; Suessiales; Symbiodiniaceae. The record is from the annotation of a GenBank genome assembly.
AUGUUUGAUCGCAGAUAUGAGAAGCUGCAGAUCCUGGGAAGCGGUGCCUAUGGCACCGCACUGCUGGUGCGUGAGCGUGCAGGGGGCGGCACAAAGUAUGUCGCGAAGGAGAUCAACGCGGCACACUUGGGCGAGAAGGAGCGGCAGCUUGCCUUGGCAGAGGCAGAUGUCUUGCGGCGGGUGUGUCACGCGAACAUCAUCCGCUACGUCGAGUCUUUCAUGGAGGGCCCAAAGCUGUACAUCGUCAUGGAGUACGCGGACAACGGGGACCUGGCGACGCAGAUCAAGCGCCGUAGCGAUGCGCAAGGACGCUUCACGGAGGAUCAGAUCAUGCACAUCCAUCUGCAGCUCAUCCUCGCGCUCUCGCACAUCCACGACUGCAAGAUCCUGCAUCGGGAUCUGAAGCCCCUCAACAUCUUCCUGACGCGGCGCUGGAUUGUGAAGCUCGGGGACUUUGGAAUCUCCAAGGUGCUGGAGAGCACAACCGCCGGGGCCCAGACCACGAUCGGCACGCCGCUCUACUUGGCCCCGGAGAUUUGCAACGGAGACAGCUACGGCGUCAAAAGUGACCUCUGGGCUCUUGGCGUCGUCACCUACGAGCUCGCGGCCUUGCAGGUGCCCUUCCAGGCAACUUCCAUGGUGGCCCUCAUCAUGAAGGUCUGCUCCGCGGAACCAGCGCCGCUUCCGGCAGUCUACUCGCAGGAUCUGGCGGAGAUCGUCUCGGGACUCCUUGAGAAAGAGCCCCGCAAGCGCCUUGCUCUGGAAGAUGUGCUUCGCCUGGGCUAUGCCAGGCACCACAUGCAGAGCCUGCUCGAGCGCAGCAGGGACAUGGCCAGGGAGGUGCAGGCUCCCGUCCGAACACAGAAGCCGGCUCCACAUCCGCUGGCGCCGGGAAGCCCUGGUAGCCAGGACCCUGCUCAAGCUGUCCGAAACGAGUAUUUCCUAAACAAGGAGAUCGCACGGCGGAACAAGGAGCGCUGUCGAGGCCCCGCCAGCCUUUCCCCAGAGAGGUCGGAUCCAAGGCCAGAUCCCUCGCUGCAAGUGCCCCGUGCAGCGCCCCGCGCGGCCAGCGCGCCGCGGGCGCUGCCCCGGGAGCCCCCACGGGAACCGCCCGAGCCGGAGGACAAGCGCGCCGAGGUGCGACGUCGAUCGCAGGAGGCGCGUGCAGCGGAAGAGGCCGCAUGGAAGAAGAGACUCGAGGAAGCUCGCCGACAGGUCGUCCAGGACAAGAUGGUCGCAAAACAGCGGAUGGAGCAGGACUAUCGCUCCCGCUUCGCUGGCCCAGAGCCUUCCGAGCGCAGUGUCAGCAGCGAUGCAUCUCCCAAUGCAACGAGCGGGGUGCCGAUUGCGCCGUGUUCUCACUUUACAGCCAUGAGUUCGGAAUGGUGGCCUGAAAUCAGAGACCUCUUCGGCUUUGCUAGCCAAUCCUGGCCAGAACUUCACGGCUCUUUCGCAUGCUUUGAGCUUCGUAUUGAUGGGCCGGAGAUUGAUACUGGUGAUUCGGUGUUGGUCAGGGUUCAGGUUCUCCAGGAGCUUGAGGGUGAGAUUCUUCGGGAGGAGGUUCGAGCAACUGGAUCCAGGCAACCCGGGCGAAAGGCCGUCUUGAGAUUGCCGUACGUGGCGUGGAACCAGGUGGGUAGUCGAUGUAGUACACUGCGAGCUUUGUGGACACAUGUGACUAUUCAGCAAGACAUCAUCAUUCUGGAUGCUACAGUGGGGCAAGCAUUUGUUGCUGGGGAUGUCACGUUACGUUCCUUUGAGGAUGUUCAGGUUGCCGAGCUUUUCUGCGGAGGUUUCGCGGGGUGGAGCCAAGCGGCGUGGAGCCUAUCGUCACAGGGUGCCCAGAUCCGUACUUCCUGGCUUCUUGACUUGGACGGUGAAACUGAAGAGCCCAUGCGUGCCAUGAUGCCUGAGUUGCAAGUAGCAAACACGAGUGGUGAUCUUAUGGAUGCUGAUCCGGAUGAGGGUCCCAUUUUGUUGCUGGCCAAUGUGGAGCACAGCUGGUGGCAUAAGAUUUGGCACACCAAACCGCCACACAUCCUUGCUUGUUCACCUCCAUGCCAACCUUGGUCGGAGGCCGGACAUGGGUCGGGACUAGAAAGUGCUGACGGCCGCCUUUUGCUACAGCUAGCAUCCAUCAUGCGGGUGGUGCGGGUUAAGGUUGUGUGUCUUGAAGAGGUUGUAGGGUUUUCCAGACAUGCUGACUACCCGGCCGUUAUGCAGGCUUGGCAUGAGGCCGGAUAUCGACGGUUGUUUGAGUCGACACUUCAACUGUCAGAGGUCCUGCCGACACGCCGCCCACGGAGCAUGUUUGUGUUUGUUCAUGAAUCAGUGAGCAUGGAAGAGACGCUUAAAUUCCGGAAUUGCAUGUGGCAGCCGGUCCGCCGACCCAGCCUGGGCGGCAUGCGAGCCAUCUUCGAGCAUCUCCCGGUCAGGGUACAUCUGCACUUGACGCACGCCGGUAUGCUGACUCGAGGAGGGAUCCUCUGCAGUCUCCUCCACGAGCGAGGUGAGUCCCGCUUCUUUGCGGGUCACAAGGUAGAUCCGCAAUUUGCCGUCCACCAUUGCCUGCAGACUCGACUCCAUGCGGGGAAUAGUGCCUUGUUUUGCCUACCCCAGGGGUGGGCCCUGAUCGGUCACGAUGCGCUGGGAGACCUGCUUGCUGAUCGGGCUUUGCGGCGACUUCUUGAAAAAGGCAUGGCGACAGUUUCGGUUGUGUUUCAUGAGAUGCAGAUCCUCUGCUCAGAGGGCACCGAUCGGGAACCGUUUGUCGUCAGGUCGGUACACUUCUCGGCCCAUAUCAAGCCUGAGGUUCUGUUGGAGUCACUCCAGGUCAAACCCGCGGGGCCUGUGCAGUACGGUGCCCCUGCUGUUGCCGGUCACAUUCGACACCAGGUAGUUGCUGCAGAACUUGAACCAUUGCGCUUCUCCGCCCAGCCUUGUGUGCGGGCGCAGCGUGAGGGCCCCAUUCUGCUCUGCACUUCGGGAGGAUUGAUUGCUAUCAAACCGGCAGUCCCAGAUGUUUACCACCAGCUUAAGUGGGCCUUUGACAGGUGCCGCAGCAGCGAACAGCCAGCAGUUGUGUGCAUGACACCCUAUGGUGCCAAGGUGCAACAGGUUGAGGAUUUUCCGCCUAUUACCUUUGUUGCGGGUUCUGCAAACGAUAUUCACUUCCAUGAGCCCCGGCUGGACCAGGCCCACAUUGGAGCAAGUAUUGUUGCUGAAGACCUGCCUCGCCUUUAUGUUGGGGUUCCUGCCCAGUUUGCCUUCCAGUGGUGGCUGCAGCUUCCAUACCAUCUGUUGGAGUGCCUCGGGUGGGCUGCUGACUGUGAUGACCCGCCACAACAGGUUGAUAGCACAAUGUUGAUCACGUUACAGCCGGCCUCCCCCCAACCAGCAUUGUCUACAGCUGCACUCAAGCUGUAUCUUCGUGACCUGGCUUUUCAGUCCCAGCUCCUUGCGAUGGCCCAAAAUCCGAGGGAACUGUUGGUCGGCCCGCUCCAGGUGCAGAUUGAAGCCAGGUCGCUUUGUCGCGUCCUGCUGCCCGAAGCUUUGACGCCCAAUGAUGUUGAGGCUGCUUGGCGCACUGCCUGCCAUGCCCUUGGUACUUGGCCCGGCUGUAGGAUCUUCUCAGGCCCCCGCAGGCUUCAAGCGGAGGCGUCACUAGGCGAGCUGCUGUCUGCUGAAGGCUUCCAUGUCAAGUGCCAAAGCCAGCUGCCACUCCUCACUAUCAUGCCGGAAGUGAGGGGAGGGGGAGUCAAGGAUGAAAACACUGCCUUUGCCAAAAGCAAGAUGGCUACUUUGAUGCUGGAAAGAGGGGUGUCCCUAGAAGCCACACAGGCCACGGUCGAUGCAGUCCUGCCUAAGAUUGGUACAGCGGCAUGUUUGCAUGCACUCCGUCAAUCAGACACACAGGCUCAGUGGUCGCAGCUCUCCAAGGCCGCCCAGUCCAAGGGGCAGCAGCUCCCAAGCGGUGACAAUCGAAAUGAAAAAGCCGCUCAGCGAAUACAGCAAGCAGUGCGUCGCCAGCGCCUUCAUCAGCAGCGCCCGGUGCGAGCAUGUGACUUUCAGUUGCAACCCGACACGUGGUGUGGGAUGGACGGCCAAGUUGUCCCAGUCCUGGAUGAAAUCAGUGCCGAUGCUACAGGUGUGGUGCUGAUGGAUGCGUCCCAGGCCAAUGCACAAGAUAUCGCUCUCCUGAGGAAUAUGGGAUCUGAAGCCCUGUGUUUGGUGGUGCCGGGUCACCGCUGCCCGGAUUGUGAAUCCUGCUCCGGGCGCACCAGCGUCCCAGUGCUGCAUCGGCAAACUGGCCAUCAGCACCUCAUUGCUGCCUGUUACCACAAUGUUGGGGAUACUGACAUCACCCCCCACCUGCAGCAUGGUACCCGGGUUGAUGUGGAGGACACCAUUUGCUGCUCCUUCACCAUGUGUCAGGAGGACUUUGCCAAUGAACAACAGUGGCGGGACCUUGCUGCUGCCCCAGUGCGAUCCGUCAUUGAAGCUUUCCGUGCACGAGGGGUACAGGACGCACUUCACCAUCCUUGGGCCCGUGCGUACCGAGCUGGUGGCAAGACCAGCAUGCCUCACUUGUGUGAUCAGUUUGUCUUUUAUGCCAAGGUGCCGCAGGGACAACUUAAGGCAAUGCUUCAGCAAAGCGGGUUCAACAAGGUGUAUGUUGUGCCUCGCACGUGGGACCGCCAGCUUCUCUCAGGAUGGUCAGUUGUGUGGCUGCCGGUCUCCCGGCAUGAUGUUGAGAAACAAGCAUUGCUGGUUCCUGAACAACAUGGACUGGUCAGAGGCAAGAAUAAGUUCGGCCUCCGAGUUCCGUCCUCAGCCUUCCGUAAGGUCUUUGUACAACUCCGACCGGGAGCGGAUGUGCCGGAUAGCCUGGAGGUUACUGAAACUUGGAAGGUUGGCCCCUUCCCUGCUGCAGCAUCUGCUGAAGCCGUCCGGGAGUGGUCUCGCCGCAUGAACUGGCCCACCAGGGUCAUAAAAAGUCUGGGUCCGCAGUUCUGGUUGUUGGGUGCUUCCUCGGCCCCCCCUGAUGCCACCAUGUUGUUCAAUACUACACCUGUGCUUGCCUCUGCUGUGAAAGGCCGCGAUGUCAGGCCUCCCAUUGUGCAAGCUGGUGGCCCUCUGCCGCGGUCCGACCCAGGCGCUGCUGUCACCAAAGCUGAGACCGACCCUUGGCUUGAGAGCGACCCGUGGAGCUCUUAUCGUGCCUCGCAAGCUGCGCCUCAGUCUCGCUCCCCGCCUGGCUUGACCGCACCGGCGCCUCUUGAUAGUGCCACUGCCGGCCGUUUGGUGCAACAGGACAGUCGAAUUUCAGAACUUGAAAAAGGGCUGCAACAGUUGCGUGAUGAACAGGCCGCUGCCAAUCUUGAGCGUGCUAAGGAUAAGGCCUCCUUGACCCAAGACAUACAAGCUGUUCGAACUGAGGUCCAGGGCCUCGGUAGUGGACUCCGACAGGAUUUCCAGGCUUGGACGACGAGCCUCAGCAAUGCCCAAGCCCAACAAGACCAACAGCUUGCCAAUGGUAUGGCUGAGUUGAAAGCCCUGAUCUUGGCUUCGCAUGAGAACAAGAAGGCACGACGAACAUGGCCUAGUGCCAGAUGUGACUGGGGUAUUGCCACAUCCAGUGUGGCAGGGGUUUGCACACAACUUAGGGUUGUGACUCGCUUUUGCCCUGCGGGGCUCCGUUGUCGGCACAUAGGCCCGGCCCGUUACCACUCAAGCGUACGUCUUGACUCAGUUCCCAUUCUUUUGCUGACAGGCCAGCAGGCCUGGUGUUCCCAAGUGUGUAUGAGAGCGGGGGAACGCCCUCUGAACAAUCCUCACUGCUACCUGACUUUCUUUCUUUCCCCAGGUGUGAUACCACUUGAAAUGUUUCCCCGGGCUUUGCGUGGUGCACCUUUGCCGGUGCGAUGGCGGCCUGGUCUGUAUAGUGGCAUUCGUGUGGGCGAGGCAAUUAACCCUGGCCCUCAUAGUCAGCCGUCUUUACAUCACUUUUUCGGUCCCGCUCCGGAGCCGUCGGCCCCUGCUGACGAUAAGUCUGACCUUUGUACUUUUGCGGUUGUGAAUCCGACCAGUGUUCUCAACAAGGUGCAGGCCCUACUUGCAGUCCAGGCGGAUGUGAUCUCACUCUCUGAAACCUCUGCUGUGGCCCGUGCCCAGAAAGUUACUGCCGCUGCACUCCGCAAACAUGGUUUCAAGGCCCAUUGGGGUGACCCUGUGCAGCCCCAUUGCCGUGCCGAGUCUGACCGGCCCUCGAUGCGGGGCCUUGCUGCAGGGGUGGGGCUCUUGUCCCGCCUCCCUUCCCGCAGGUCUAGUGUGCCGCUACCGCCUGAGGCAUCUGCUACGUGUCGAUUGGCUGAAGCUUUCGUCCGGCUUGGUGCGCUGGAGAUACGUGUCCUCACCAUCUACGGUGUUCCAAUGUCUGAGCCUGACGCCAAAGACCGCACCAAUGAGCUUCUUCGACAAGCCUUUCUUCGGGCGUCCCAGAAUCCGAUUCCUUGCAUUGUGGCGGGCGACUUCAACAUGCGGCCCUUUGACUGCCCAGCUGGACAGGCUUUUCAGGCGCAAGGGUACCAGGAUGUCUUUGAUUUGUACCGUCAUCGUGCUGGUCAGGACCUCCCGCCAACCUGUAAAGGGAGUACACGUCACGACACCGCGAUACUGCAUCCUGUGCUGGCCCGCCUUUGGAGAGAAGCUUGGGUCCUCCAGCGCCAGCUGUUUGACUCACACGAACCGUUGUGUUUCAGCCUGUGCAGUUGCCACGCCCGCCCUUGUACCAGGGUCUGGCGCCUCCCUAAGCCCUGGUCCCAGCUAGGAGUUGACCGACUCACAUUUGCGGAAGCUUUUCGGAGUCGCGCCCCACAAUUGCAACGACAAGCUGCCCUUUGCCAGAACACGGAUGACGUUGAUGCUGUGUUACGGGCUUUCUCAGAGGCGGCCGAGGCUGCUGCUGAAGCUGCGUUGAGAAAACAGCACGAGCUGGACCCCGUCUCCUGCCCCAACUUCUGCUUGCCCCGCGCUUUUCGUGGGCGGUGCCAGCCACGACGGCACUUGAAACAGGAGAGUGCCUGCAGGAGCCGUCCAGAUUGGUCGGGAGGCUACAACCCGGAUGUUGAGGUCACAUCGGUGCUCGGACGCCUCAAGGUCCGACAGGUCCGUCGCCUCACUACUCUCCGCAGCGGCCUUGCCAAGUUGCAGUUGAUGGGCGCCACCACCAGACAUGACCUUCGCUCCCAACUCCAGAGGGAGUGGCGAGCUGUGCAACAUGCAAAGGGCUAUCCGCCCCUCUUCUCCGACUGGUUGCUCAAUGUGGCUUGCUUUAGCGAAUUUUAUGUUGAGCUGCCGCCACUUGAAUGGCUGACUGAUGUCGUGGCCUAUUGCCGCUAUGAUUGUGACGCCUUGGUCCGUCAAGAGGCCCGACUCCGACGGGAUACUUUCCUCCUCCGGGUCAAUGUCGAUGCGGAGGUAGGGGGCUCCCGCCAGGGCUUUGCUGCCAUGCGGGCCCCGCCCAACCCGCCGUUCACUGAAGUGCCCUGCACUGUGGCUGCUCGCGUUCAGGCUGUACACACGACGUCCCCAUUGCAUGGAUGUCCCCGUGAGUUUGUGGUGCCUGAGCAUGCCUUGUAUGUCCACGGCAGUGCAGAGCUUGAUGGGGUGCCCUGCCAGGUGUUAGAGGCUGGUGAUAGGUACGUUCGGUUGCAAGGGACGGCGCUUCCUGAUCAGGGUCAGCUUUCGCAAUCUUACACUGCGUGUACGGCCCCAGAGCUGCACGCAGCCUUCCGGAGCUUUUGGGCACCCCUGUGGCAGCGGGACUCUGGUGCCGCCAGCAGUGACCUUUCUUCCUGGCCUGAUUUCCAGGCAGUGCUCGCGCGCUCCACUUUGUCCCCUGAUGCUGGCAUCGACAUACAGUGCUCACCGCAACAAUGGCGAGAUGCAAUUAAACGCAUGCCGGCCCGCAAGUCAACCGGGAUAUGUGGCUGGGCCCCUUCGGACCUCAAGUUGUUGUCUGAUGAGGCCCUCUCUGUGCUAAGCGCAGUUUUCACGGCUGCAGUCCGCCAUGGCCUGCCGCAGCAUAUCCUCCGUGCCCGCGUGUGUGUUCUGGCCAAAGUUCUGUGCCCGGACCACAUUAAACAAAGCAGGCCGAUCACUAUCUUCAGCACACUCUAUAGGGUCUGGGCGUCGAUUGUGACACGCUCUUUGCUUCACAGCUGGAAGGACACUUUCCCGUCCGCCGUUGCUGGAUCGAUGCCGGGAAAGUCGUGCCGAGAGGUGAGCCUCAAACAGCAGCACUUGAUUGAGCUUUCGCUUAUGGGUGCGGCCCCGCGUGUCGGCUUCUCUUUGGACAUUGUGAAGUGCUUUAACCAGCUAGGUUGGCCCCCGGUUCAGGUUUUAAUGACCCGCCUCGGUGCACCCCAACAAGUGAUUUCCUUUUGGCUGGACUGCCUGUGCAAACUUGAACGACAUUCGAGCUUUCUUGGAGACCUUUCUGCAGGAAUUCCUUGCAGCAACGGGGCCCCAGAAGGUGACCCGCUCAGUGUUGCAGCCCUUGCGGUUGUGUGCUGUUUCGCUGAGGAGGCUUGCCGUACCGACAUGGUAGCCUUUGACACCUAUGUCGAUAACUGGGGCUGGUCAAGCAACAGCAGAGCUGCGAUAGAGCUUGCAAUUCCGAAGGCCACAGGCUUUCUAUCUGCACUCUCUCUCCCUGUUGACUGGGCCAAGUCCUACACGUGGGCCACCUCUGCCCAAGGCCGUAAAUGGUGGCAAACGGCUCAUAACAGGGUCUUCCCAGAGGGCACGAAAGUGCCACUUGUUAGCGAGGUCCGGGACCUUGGUGUGUCGUUCAAGUACGAUGGCCGGCCACACGCCGCCUCCCGCUCAAGUCGGCUACAGGACGGACUGGAGCGACUCGAUGGUCUCCGGCAGCAGCCUCGCAGCCCCUGCCUCAAGGCAUCAAUGGUUCAGCGAGGCGUCUGGACGGCGUGCCUGUACGGUGCUGAGGGCCACCUGUUUUCCCAGGCUGAGAUUAGUCAACUCCGGGGGCGAGCCGCUCGAGCUAUCGUCGGCCAGCACAAGGUCCUGUCUCCGUUUCUCGCGUUGUCUGCUCUGUCUGCUCACUGUCAGGAUCCUGAGUUGUACUGCAUAGAACAACAGUUGCAGCUGCUCCGCCGAACAUGUUCUUGCGACCCAGACCUGGCUGCCUCGCUGCUGGAACUUGCUACGCAAGCACAGCCGCCCCGCUCUUACCAAGGGCCUGCGACAGCACUGCGGUUGGCGUUGGACCGCCUGGGCCUACAGAUAACCUCUGCCGGGGUGAUCAAGGGUCGUGAUAAUACAUGGGUUGAUGUCACGAGCUGCCAUAAGACUGAGAUUCGACGACUGUUGCGACGUACAUGGGCUCUUCAUGUGCAAGAGCAGGUUGCCCACCGCAAUGGGUUGGCCGCUGCCCCCCCGGUCCACACUGAAGAAACUGGACGCUUGCUACAACAGUUUAAGAUCAACGACCAGCUGGUGUUGGCUCGACAUAUCACAGGGGCUUUCUCCUCUGCUGCAGCCCGCCACAAAUGGGACCCCUCUGAGACUCCGCAGUGUGCCCUGUGUGGCCAAUUGCAAACCAAAGAGCACAAGUUCCUGCACUGCCCGGCCUUGGCUGGUGUGCGGGCUGACUUUACGGAAGUGCUGCAAGAAGUUGUUGCCACGAAAGCCUAUUGGAUACAUGCGCCGUUUGCGGCUGCUCCCCCAGACCUGGAAGUGAACAACUUGAUUUUUGCCACACGAGCGCUUCCGUGUCCAACGACUGAGAUAGGUACCUACGAGGAAAUUGGAUCACGGCCUUUUGUUCGGCUCUUCACGGAUGGCUCUUGCCGUCACCCGACUGUUCCGGAGGCCUCUCUUGCUGCGUUUGCUGUUGUGUUGGACACAAGCACAUGCGAUGAGGCUAUACCAGGUUUGCUGGCAAAGUGGCGCGAGACAGCUAUGCCACCUACUGAGUUUCGAGUUGUGUGUCAAGGAAGCGUGCCUGGUCUGCAGAGCAUCAACCGUGCUGAAGUGUGUGCGCUUAUCCAGGCCAUUAGGGUCGCACAACUGUUGUCGGCCCCCUCCGCUGAAAUCUGGACGGAUAGUGCAUUUGCCAUUAGGGAAUGGGAGAGGGCAUGCGCAGGACAGGACUGUACCUGGCCUGAUCUGGGUGCGAUGUUGGCCCGGCUUAGGCAUUUCCCGGUGCGCCUCCGGAAAGUUGCGUCCCACCAGGACCUCAACAAGCUAUGGGGCUUGGAGCAGUGGGUUGCAGCGGGAAAUGAGGCCGCUGAUGUGGCAGCGAAAGCCGCCGUCGGUCGGGAGAUGCAGUGCGUUCGAGACAUAGCAGAUGCCGCCAACGACUUCUUGAAGGACCAGCGUCGACUCCUCAAACAGUUCUGGACUUACCUGGCACGACUCUCAUUUGAGGAGGCCCGUCUCUUGCGGUCGUCUGGUACCGGGACGGAACAGACUGAAGAUGAGCUGUUCCCUCGCGGCCCGCCGAUCGACAAGUGGCUGGCUCUGAAUACAGGGCUGCACCAAACGUGGAAUGUCGGUAUCGUCCAACGGGAGUGGCUACUGGCCUGCAGCUGGCCCCCGUGGUUUACAGUGCCACUAUGGGAAUGGCUGCGCACGCUUGAGUGGGCGGUCCACAUGCCCACGGGACGGGCUCCUUGCGGAGUUGCCUACGUUGAGCUGCUGGUUGCUUUUGUGUGUACAACAGGAAUUUGUCCGCCUGCCGGACUGGAUGUCGAAAAGUCGCAUGAAGCAGUGCUCACUGACAACUUACAGAUACCGACGACAUUGCGUCAGCUGAACCACAGUCUUGUCGAGGCUGUGCGACAGUUGGAGCGAUUGUCACAUGUGGCCUUGUGGCCCCCACGGAGGGGUAAAGUUUUCUCUUUACGGGCUUUGAACUGCCGUGAACCACGCAUUGGUCUUACGCUACGGCCCUUCUUUCGGGAUCCCGACCAGGUUGCGGAGAUACUGUGCCAGGUCAUUCAGACGUCGACUGCGGGAAUAGACCGUUCGCUCCGGAUGAAGCUCUACAGCGAGCUUGGAAUUGUGUUAAUGCUAGUCAACGCGCCAACAUGGCGCGGAGUCUGCGAAGGUGCAGAUGAGGUGAGCCGCUUGGAUGCACAUGGAGGCGUGGAGUCGCAACUGCAGGCCCACGUCCUCCCUUCCGCCCGGUGA